AUGUCGUCCUUGAUGGACCUCGUAGCUCAAAACCAACCAAAAUUCCAAACACAUCAAGCGCUGCUCAUCAUCGGCAUGCAAAAUGACUUUCUACUAUCAGAUGGUCGGUUGCCCGUCAACAUCAAAAAGGGAUUUCUCGAGCGCAUCCAGACUCUCAUCCCCAAGUUCCGCGAACUCAACGGGAACGUCAUCUGGGUCCAAACACUGUAUGAAGCAGAUCGCAUCUCAUCAGACCCAAAUACUGGCGAAGGAGAUGCGCUGGUGGUCGGCGGCUUGGUCGACGGAGAUGAGAGCAGCACGGAGGGAGGCGACGAGGAACCAGCCACACCCGUCAAAGAAGCGGCAAAGGAUGUACCGCCGGCACAAUCAAGAUCUUCAAAACACAAACAACGCGCCCUGGAUCUACUAAAACGGGUUUCGGCACGAAGGAAAAAUAUCCCCCAGGAAGUCGCAAAAGCCACGGCCGAGGAAGAUGACGAGUUAUUCCUGCUCAAAAGCGAGAAGAAAACGCCGGCGUGUGUACCCAACACGUUGGGUGCCGAGUUCGCUGAUGUGAUUGCGAGACAGUUUGAGCUGCCGGCUGACAGUGUGAUCCGCACGACGAACUACUCGGCUUUUCAAGGCACCAAUCUUCUCAUGACACUACGAGCAAGACUCGUGACCGAGCUUUACAUUUGUGGAUGCAUCACGAACGUGUCUGUGCUUGCAACUGUCAUUGACGCGGCACGCCAUGGCGUCAAGAUCAACGUGAUACAAGAUUGUCUCGGAUAUCGCAAGCAAACCCGUCACGAGCUUGCUCUCAAGCGCAUGGACGAGUUCUUCGACGCAUAUCUAGUCAACAGCGAAGAGAUCAUGGCCCGGCAACCUCCACUGCCUCAACCUGCCCCAUCGUCCCCAUCAAACGGCUCAAAGAAUGGCUCAAGAGGCAACGAAAAAUCCUGUGAUCGAACGAGUGGUAGGCUGUCGCAAAUCGAGGAAACGCGACCAACAUCCCGCACUGCGAGCCCAAGAUCGCCUACCGCAAAGGUACUCACUGGCAAACAGCGCACUCUUUCCCUAGUAUCAGUGGCUGAAAAUCGAAAAGCCGCUCAAAAUACUGGUGCCACGACAACCAACCCCACAACAGAGGUCCAGAUUGAACCGAGUGAUAAGGACUUUGCAGACAUGUUGGUAAAGGGUGCGACGGUGCCGGGUACGCAAGAAAAUGAGGCAGAGCCCGAGAAGCCGAAGCUUGUACAGACCAAGAUACGUAUGCGGUCGAAGGAGAAGAGGAAGAAGAAAAGAGAAAAGGAAAGAGAGGAAGCUCCAUCCAACGACAAAGCUGAAACGGGAGGUGCAGACGGCGAACUUAGUGUACCAGCGGCAAAUGGUUCCCCUAUUGAUUCACCUACCACGACGACCGCCAAAUCACCCCAGGCAACCACUGACUCGCAACGGACAUCAUGGAUUGCAAAAGCGGGGAGUGUGAUGGAUCUCCGCGAGAAGGGGAAUAGACCGCAAUCUCUGAAGAGCGCGGCUUCUGUACCUGUAUUGUCUAACAAGAACGAGGAAACGGACAGGAACCGGUUGUCCGAUCUUUCGGGCCGUGUGCGUUUGUCGUUAUCUAGGGCGCCCAAAUCAGAGUCUUCUGAACCAAAGAAGAGUGCGGGGACUUCUUCUACGAAAGGCCCUAUUACACUUGCAUCUACAAAGAAGGGGGAGAAGCAGGCUGAUCAGUCUGCCUCCAGCUUGAAAGAGGAGUCUCCAUCAGCAACCCCUGCACCCAUGGCAGAGACUUCUGUAAAGUCUGUCGAUGUGGAAGAGUCAAGGCAAGGGUCCUCAAUACUCUCGACGCCAACCGGUACGCCGAAAGUAAAAGGCUCGAAACUACCCUCUCUCGCUACCUUGCCUGUGUUAGGACCUGACGAUACAAUCGGUGAAGGCGAUUCUCAUAUUAUAUACGACUUUUUCCCUCCAACGCUCUGUGAUCCCAUUGGCUCAUCUUAUCCUCUGAAAGACCACAUUUUCAAACAACUCUUCAAUGAAGUCCAAUGGCAGAGGAUGUUGCACCAACAAGGCGAGGUCCCGCGUCUUGUUUGUUGUCAAGGUGCUUUUGGAGACGAUGGUUCUAUGCCAGUGUACCGACAUCCAUCCGAUCAAACACUACCGCUCCUACACUUUUCGCCCAAGGUGCAGCUCAUCCGUCGACGAGCAGAGAAGAUUGUCGGCCAUUCUCUGAACCACGUAUUGAUACAGCUGUAUCGAUCAGGCAGCGAUUACAUUUCUGAACACUCGGACAAGACGCUUGAUCUCGUGGCCGGGUCCUCCAUUGUCAACGUAAGUUUCGGUGCUCAACGUACCAUGCGGCUACGGACGAAGAGAGCUUCCAUCCAUCCUACGGCUACGCCCAACAGCUCCCCAACCAAUCCAUCAGAUUCGACAAAGGAACGUAUAACGCAACGCAUACCCCUUCCUCACAACUCCCUCUUCACCCUCGGUCUCGGAACCAACGCUUCCUUCCUCCAUGGCAUCAUGCCAGAUAAGCGUGCGCCGUGCGACCGUAGUCCUGCUGAGCUGGACUACGAUGGGAUACGCAUCAGCCUUACUUUUCGCCAUGUCGGCACUUUCAUCGAUGCCAGUGAAACCAUCAUUUGGGGGCGCGGCGCAACAUCCAAGCAGCAGCGCGAUGCAGCCGAUGUCAUCAAUGGGGACGCCGAGGAAAGCGAGAAGCUAAUUCGAGCCUUUGGGAAAGAAAAUGCCGGGCUUGCCCAAGGUAAAGACGCGUGGCAAGACUGCUACGCUUCCGGAAGCGAUGUUUUGCACCUACGCUCUGUACCCCAAGGACACGCUUUGCCCCUGCUAUUCCUCUCCGGCAACGAAAUCGAGGACAAACAAGUCCAGAUCUGCCUCGCCGAGGCCAAACUCAACGUCACCGUCAUUCCCGCUCCUGCACUCGACUCGACAACGUAUGACAACGGCACACGCACCGUCUUGUUCAGAGACACCGAUCCCCAUCACACAGAAGUCCUCUCUCCUUCCUCCAUCCUACCCUACAUAGACCGCUACCACCCACUCGACACAUCCCCACACAGCCGCCCCUGCACCGCCCGCGCCCACGCCCUUCUUCAUACCAUCAACGCCCUCCUCACUGCACACCGCGCCAGCCACACCUGCAAUCUAGCCAUCCACCUAGCCACGCUCGAAGAACAACUCUCAACGCACUCGGGCCCCUUCAUCGCAGGCCCAAAAUUCAGCUUCGCGGAUGCGGCCGUCUGGCCCGUUCUUCACGCUCUGGCUCGUGCUGGUGCGGAUCGUGCCGAGGAGGGCGGAGAUGGGAUGCCAGGGGCUGGGUUUUUGGGGUUUCCCUGUUUGGAGGAGUAUUAUAGGGGGACGUGGAGGAGGAAGGCGUCUGUGAGGAAGGUUGAGGAGGGGUUGGUGGAAGUGGGGAGGGAGGGUGAGGGUGAGGAUGUGGGUGCUGGGAUGGAAGGGCGGGAGGGGGAGGGUGGGGUUGAGGACAAGGCGAAGGCGAAGGCGGUAUGA
Molecule: messenger RNA, 3519 nt
Organism: Plenodomus lingam JN3
Lineage: Eukaryota; Fungi; Ascomycota; Dothideomycetes; Pleosporales; Leptosphaeriaceae
Biological process (GO): DNA repair; DNA alkylation repair
Cellular component (GO): nucleus
Molecular function (GO): dioxygenase activity
Source: RefSeq, a predicted model, not a curated record